This is a messenger RNA of Paramecium octaurelia, 261 nucleotides long. NCBI's taxonomy places the organism in Eukaryota, Ciliophora, Oligohymenophorea, Peniculida, Parameciidae. The record is from the annotation of a GenBank genome assembly.
AUGUAGGAUCAUUUUCUUCUAAGAGUGAUGAAUUUAGAAUAAGCAUUGAAAUAGGAAUUGGAUUCAACUUUUUGGAUUUGGGGUUUAUUGAUAUUCUUAUGUUUGAUGGGCUAAGUGCUUUGCGUUUUCAUGCUUGCUUAACCAGCCACACCAAAGGAAGAUUCUGAUUAUCACGUUUAGGAAGAAACUCCAUAAAUAGAUCAUGAAAAUUAACCUGAAUAAGAGAAGCUUUUGCAGACUAAUGAAUAAUACGAAUAAUGA